This is a messenger RNA of Arachis stenosperma, 945 nucleotides long. RefSeq lists its product as uncharacterized. NCBI's taxonomy places the organism in Eukaryota, Viridiplantae, Streptophyta, Magnoliopsida, Fabales, Fabaceae. The record is from RefSeq and is a predicted model, not a curated record. Bases 1 to 945 code for a protein of 314 amino acids. The transcript has a single exon.
AUGAAAGUGAAAGUCCCAAAGGACUUCAAAGACCCUAACAUGACCCCCUAUGAUGGUACGUUCGACCCGAGUAAUCACCUCAACAACUUCAGGAGCCGGAUGUACAUCACAGAUGCCUCAGAUGCGACCCGUUGCAAAGCUUUCCCGACCACCUUAACCAAGACGACAAUAAAGUGGUUUGACAGCUUACCACCAAUGUCGAUCACAAGCUUCGAUGACCUCACCAAAAAUUUCCUAGCCAAGUUCUCCAUCCAGAAAGACAAAACCAAGCACGCUCUAAGCUUGCUAGGGAUUAAACAAGGAGCUCGGGAAAGCCUCCGCGGUUACAUGGAAAGAUUCAAUAAAGCAUGUUUGGACAUACAAAAUCUUCCAACAAAAGCAGCCAUCAUGAGUCUCAUCAAUGGCCUACGGGAAGGACCCUUUAGUCACUCCAUAUCCAAAAAAUACCCAACAUCUCUCAACGAGGUUCAAGAACGGGCAAAAAAAUACAUUAAUAUGGAGGAGAACUCCCGAUUAGGAGAAACCUCAAAGGCUCGAUUCUCCUACCCACCUCGGGACAAUGAUAAAGAGUCUAGGAAGAAAGAAGACCAACCUACUAAGAAAUCUAGAAAGUACCACAACUACACCCCUCUUUGGGUGUCCCUUGUGGAUGUUUACCAGGAGAUAUGCAACACUGAGAAUAUCUCACCUCCUCGCCCGAUUAAACAUAAGAGAGGAGGAAGUUGGACAGAGUAUUCCGAAUACCACCGAAUCUACGGGCAUUCUACCAACGAGUGCUACGACCUAAAGAAUGUCAUAGAAAAAUUGGCACGAGAAGGGAGACUAGAUCGGUUAUUAGCCAAUAGAGCGGAUGAACCAAAAAAGAGAAGAAGGGAUGAAGAGGUCAGACGAGUUGAACGUCCCCCUCACACCCUUGAGAGACAUGUUCACAUGAUAAAUGGAUGA